UUCCGAGAAACUGGUGUAAACCCGAGAACUGGGGUGCCAGGGCAUAAAGGGCAGGGGUGGAUCCUGUAGGAGUGGGGUAGGACAGGAGGAAUAUAAGCGUCAGGAGCUCCCCGGUGCUCCCUGCGGAGCCGCUUCAUCCCGACCUUCUUCCAGCCCCCUCCAUCCCAGACCCUCCCUCCUCCUCCUCAGUGGUUCAGGGAGACUGGAAUGUAAUCCAGAACAUCACAGCCUGAUCCUGCUGCUGCUCAGAGAGAGGAGUCGGAGUCCCUUCCCUGCUCCAAGGUGAAGGUCCUGGGCCGUGACAUGCCCGGGGAGCCUCGGCAGGACAGCUCCUGGCAGAGGGUGUCCUUGGUCACAGCAGCUUCUGUGACCAAAUACUCUGGAGCAGCCCAAGAGCUGGAUGGGAGAGUGAACCCUGAGAAAAGGACCUGGGAGAGAAGAAGCAUGGCAGGCAUUGGAACAGUUGCUGCUGCGGUUGGUGUGAAGCUGGUUGAGAAACUCAUAGAUGAGAUCUGUGUGCGAACAAAAAAAGGACGGGAGGCAGAGGCCACAAAGCCUCAGGAAUCUUGGAUGAAGGAGGACUUCCAGGAGCUCAUCCAACAAGUGAAAGCUAUGCGUGAAGAUCUCCAGAAAGGGCAGGAAUCCAGUAAGUGUGAUAUUCAGCUGCUCAUAGAAGGCCUGAAGAAGGAACUAGAAAAAGGACGGGAGGCAGAGGCCACAAAGCCUCAGGAGUCUUGGAUGAAGGAGGACUUCCAGGAGCUCAUCCAACAAAUGAAAGCUAUGCGUGAAGAUCUCCAGAAAGGGCAGGAAUCCACAAAGCAGGAUAUUCAGCUGCUCAUAGAAGGCCUGAACAAGGAACUAGGAAAGACAGAGGAGGGAAAUACCCCAAAGUCUCAGGGAUCUGGGAUGGAGGAGACCCUUGUGCAGCUCUGCAAAGAAAUGAAAGCUAUGCGUGAAGAUCUCCAGAAAGGGCAGGAAUCCACAAAUUGCCUUCUUCAGCUGCUCGUAGAAGACCUGAACAAGGAACAAGAAAAGACAGAGAAGGGAAAUACCCCAAAACCUCAGGGAUCCGGGAUGGACGAGACCCUUCUGCAGUUCUGCAAGCAAAUGAAAACUAUGUGUGAAGAUCUCCAGAAAGGGCAGGAAUCCACAAAGCAGGAUAUUCAGCUGCUCAGAGUAGACCUGAACAAGGAACUAGACAGGAAAAUGAAGAAAAUGGCGAAGGCCCAGGAAUCCAAGAUGGACAAGAAACUCCAGCAGCUCUUCCAGAGAAUUCUGGAACAUGAAUUACAUGGGAGGCAGGGGUCCAAACAGCACAUCCUUCAGCUCCUCAGAGCAGAAACGGAGAUGGAACACGGUGUGCUGAUAGAAAGUGCAUCAGAAGAUGAGGGCACUGAUAUAGAUGCAUAGACAACUCCUGAGCAGGUGAAGCAUCGAUCAACAAAAUCAGUCUGGCUCUCAUUACAUUUCUCUUGAGCUUGGCCCCCCACCCCCUGCACUCCCUGGGCUCGCUGUGUUGGGAAGUGCUCGUGCUGCCAGAAGACUGAGACAAUUUUUAGGGCUUUUCUCCCUCCUGUGAGCUGGUUCCUCCUGUGCCAGGGCAGAUCCAUCCACUGCCCAGUUUCAAACAAGUGAAAGCAACAGCAGCCAAAGUGCAACCCAGAGCAGAGCUGAAUUACCCAGCAAGCUCUACACAAAGUCUCAGGGCAGAGUCCUGGGAAUCCUGGAUUUUAAGUUUUAACAUUUUGUGUGUGUGAGGAAUCUGGGAUGUACAGCAGUGGGGAACCAUUUCACCCGGAGAAUGUUCAGUUGCAAUCCUGAUUUUUCUGUGACAUGUUUACUACAGUCGCAUUACCUGUCUUCUUUCCUGCUUCUGUUUUUAGUUAAUGUGUAUCAGCACAAGUGUAGAAUUAGCACGUUCCUCCUGAGGCCGGGGCAACACCGGUCUUCCAAGGGUGCCUGUGCCCUGCGCAGGCAGAGGAGUUCCCUUAGAGUAAGAGAACUGUGGAAAGUAUUGCAGAAACAUGGUUGAUAGAAAGAGGACAUGAGAGAGAUGCUAUAGCUCUGGUCCCACGGUAAGAGAAAAGUAUUAAAAGGUCACUGUGUUUGAGAAACUGUGUACGUGACAGAAGAAUAGAAUAUAGUGGAUGGGAAAGCAGAGCAAAUAGCAAACAAGUAACCAUAAGAAGGUUAAAGAAACAGCAUUUGCGCAAAUAUAACUUAGGUAAUUAGAAGCCAAUGAUGAGCUUAGCUUUUGUAAUAUGUAUGAAGCUAAUUAGUAACCUUUAUAAGCACAGAGCCUGCAGCAAUAAAGUUGGAUAAGUUAUUGAUCAAUUUUGUGGUCUAAAAGUGUUUUUAUCCCGUCGUCUACAACAGAGAACCACCACUCUGCCCCGCUAGUUGGGCACCAUCUGUCACAGUCGCAGGGGAAAUAAGACGCGACAGCCGGGGGUUCGUGCAGAGUGGUAGCUCAAAGCUAUUGCAGCUUUAUUAGGGUGUGCCACCCCUAUUUAUAGGGUGGCAGGAGAAGGUUCCAGAAACCAAGGAGGAGCAUAGGACAGGCAGGAACAUAGACCAAUGAGAAGGGAAAGGAGGGAAUAAGGGAGAAAUAGGAGCCAAUGAGGAAAACAUCUGCAAUGCAGCAGAUUGCAGCCAAUCAGAAAAUAGGUAAUAAACAUGAGGGAAAAACUG
Pseudopipra pipra is the source of this 2691-nucleotide messenger RNA. RefSeq lists its product as uncharacterized. The transcript has 11 exons. The record is from RefSeq and is a predicted model, not a curated record. Bases 304 to 1410 code for a protein of 368 amino acids. Lineage: Eukaryota; Metazoa; Chordata; Aves; Passeriformes; Pipridae.